Messenger RNA from Pomacea canaliculata, 1408 nucleotides. RefSeq names its product epithelial membrane protein 1-like. The record is from RefSeq and is a predicted model, not a curated record. Gene Ontology annotation, cellular component: plasma membrane. NCBI's taxonomy places the organism in Eukaryota, Metazoa, Mollusca, Gastropoda, Architaenioglossa, Ampullariidae. The transcript is spliced from 3 exons. Bases 317 to 820 code for a protein of 167 amino acids.
CACAGCACCUGGGCGUUUCUCGCCCAGAGACACGUUUGUGUGAUCAUAAAACCUCUACAUAAAAUACAGCCAUUGUCAUUCCUUGCCGUGAUUGUAGCCGCGGUGGACUUGAAAGCCUACUUUACUCUGUGAUCAGAUUAGAAGAGCUAACGGAAACUGUUUAGGUCAUUCUGCAAGAUAAGAAAUUUCUAAAGUGAAGAGAUCAAGAAUCAUUCUUAGAGGUACACACCGAAAAUAGAAAUCUGAGGGAAGCAUUUGUAAAACUUGUGUCGACUGUGUGCUACAAAAUUUGUGUUGGCAAGGUAACCCGAGGAAGAUGUCCUUCAAGGUGCCCAACAUUCCCAUCUGUGUGGCCGUCGCCUGUUGUGGGGUGGCUUUAAUAUUUCAGAUCGUGGCUGUAGCGGGUACCGGGUGGGUGGUCAGUGAGUCUGGACAGUUUGGUUUGUUCCGUGUAUGUGCGUCUGGCGUCUGCGUGGAAAUCACAAGCAGCUUGUCUUCAGACUGGUGGAAGGCGGUUCAGGCGUUCUCCAUCAUGGGACUGUUGACCAUCCUAGGAAGUCUGGCUCUAGGAAUCCUGCAUUUCUUCAAGGAAAAUAACAAGGAAUUGGCUUCAGCUGGCAUCGCUUGCUGCUGUGUCUCUGUCAUUUUCCUGAUCAUAGAACUUGCCGUGUUUGGGGCUGAGAUGGUAGUUGGUGGACGGUCUGUUCUCGGUACCACCCAGUACGGAUAUGGUUUCAUCCUCUCAGUUAUCGCUUGCAUCCUCAGUGCAAUCGCCGCUGUGUUGUUUGGAGUGGGGAAAAGAAAGGGUGUCUAUGAAUGAGUGGAACCUGACACUGGCUGCUGACUGACAAAUGCCAGAACUUUAGCCAAGACUCCACAUAAACUAAUUUUACCCCAUGUACAAUCGUGUUUCAAACAAAAUUAUAUAUUUGUUUUUGAUGGUCAUUAAUUUUGUACUAAAAUACUAUUUUUGCUAUUGUGUUUUCCUCGCAUGAGGGUUUAAGUAAAAAAAUUGCAUCACUCUAGUUAUCAAAUCAAACUCAAGUCCUCUUCAGUUAGAACUGUAGACUAGAGACUUGGUCAGGCAUUAAUAUUUUAGUAAAUUGUUAAGCUUUGUCACUGUCCCUUUCUCUCUCUUUCACUCUCUCUCACACACAAAACACCCACUCGAGCACGCUUUAUUUGAAUCGAGAUUUUUAUUGUGUGACUAUCUUUUUGUGCCUUCCUUCACUAGUAGAGGCUUCUAUUGCAAACAUACAAAGGGUAGAGUUUGGUGCUCUACAUCCACUCCACCAUUUAAGCAAUCAUUCACAUCUAUGACGAUAAGUAGCAUGAUGAAGCAUUAUUUGCACUUUUUGUUUAAAGAGCCAACAAAGAACACAUAAUAAAUACUCGUCAUCAAAAUAAA